AUGGCAUCACAACGUAUCCCCUCCAUCCCUUUUCCCCUUCCAGCGGACGAGCCCCUGCUGGUGCGCGCCGCGCGCGGAGAGGCCAUUCCGCGCCCCCCCGCCUGGAUGAUGCGCCAAGCGGGCCGCUACAUGGCCGCGUACCAGAAGCUCUCCAAGAACCACCCCUCUUUCCGCGAACGUUCCGAGACGACGGAUCUAAUCGUCGAAAUCACCCUGCAGCCGUGGCGCGCGUUCAAGCCCGACGGCGUGAUCCUGUUCUCGGACAUUCUGACGCCGUUGGAUGCGAUGGGUAUUCCGUUCGAGAUCGACGAGAACAAGGGCCCCAUUAUAGACAGCCCCAUUAGGACGACGGAGGAUCUCAAGGCGUUGACGCCGGUUCAGCUGGACAAGCUGCACUUCGUUGAUGAGUCGCUGAGGCAGAUUCGGAAAGAGAUCGAGGGCACGGCCGCUCUCCUGGGCUUUGUGGGGGCGCCGUGGACGCUGGCGACGUACUGUGUGGAGGGCGGCACCACGCGCACGUACACCAAGAUCAAGGGCAUGAUCCACAGCGCGCCGGACGUGCUGCGCGCGAUCCUGCAGCACCUGGCCAAUGAGAUCGCAACAUAUGCCGCGUUCCAAGUGGACGCCGGCGCGCAGUGCAUCCAGGUCUUUGACUCGUGGGGCGGCCAGCUGCCGCCCGACCAGUGGGACGAAUGGGCCAAGCCGUACAUCAUCCAGGUUAUCUCCCAGCUGAAGGCGAAGCACCCCACGGUGCCAGUCGUGCUGUACGCCAAUGGCAGCGGGGGUCUCAUGGAGCGCAUGGCCACCACUGGGGCUGACGUCAUCGGUGUUGACUGGACCAUUGACAUGGCCGAUGCACGGGCGAGGAUCGAUGGUGCUCUGAGGGCGAGCCCUGGGGGGAGUGCGAAGCCGAGGCUGUCGGUGCAGGGCAACGUGGACCCUGCCGUGCUGUUUGCUUCCAAGGAUGCCGUUACUGACGCCAUCCACCGCUGUGUUGCCAAGGCGGGUCCGCGCGGCCACAUUCUCAACCUGGGCCACGGCGUGUUGGUGGGGACACCAGAGGAGAGCGUCUUGCACUUCUUUGAAACGACUCGUGCUCUCAAAUACGCUGAGGAGCCUGUUGUAGCAAAAGCUUAA
Messenger RNA from Closterium sp. Naga37s-1, 1137 nucleotides. The record is from the annotation of a GenBank genome assembly. NCBI's taxonomy places the organism in Eukaryota, Viridiplantae, Streptophyta, Zygnematophyceae, Desmidiales, Closteriaceae.